This is a messenger RNA of Sugiyamaella lignohabitans, 990 nucleotides long. It is a transcript of the gene BMT6, whose product is annotated as Bmt6p. Bases 1 to 990 code for a protein of 329 amino acids. The record is from RefSeq and is a predicted model, not a curated record. The transcript has a single exon. Lineage: Eukaryota; Fungi; Ascomycota; Dipodascomycetes; Dipodascales; Trichomonascaceae.
AUGGCACCCAGGCGGAAAGCUAAAGUGGGAAAUCCCGAGACUGGAGAGAAAGAAACCAAGACAGCUGAUUCCCAAUCCCUGGUAGUUGCAAAUGAAAUCCUGGAUUUGUUCAAAGAAAGUUUCAGCGACACUUUGUCGCUAGAUCCGCCAGAGUUACAGGAAAGAAUCCAAUCAGUCAAAACUUCUCUCUUUGAUAGGAAUUAUAUGGAAGCAUUUGGCAGUGAAGAAAAUCUAGAAGCAUAUGUAGUGAGAUGGACUCCUUCAAGAGCUCUCUCAUACAGCCAUUUAUUUUCCAGUAUCACACCCAUCAGAGACCUAUUGACAGAAUCACCUGCUUCUGGUCAGGGCGAAACCAAGCGUCGUGUCCUAUCAAUAGGAGGAGGUGCUGGUGCUGAAAUCGUUGGUGUAUCUUCUGUGUCGUUGUUAAGAAAUAGAAGUAAAGAGAUCAAUGAAAACAACCGACUUUCAAUUGACCUGCUGGCUGUUGAUGUAGCCAAGUGGGAUAAUGUGGUAAAUAGGUUGGAUGGGUAUGUUCAGAAGUACUGGCCCCAGUGGGGACGAAUGAAUGGUACCUCUGAACUAGAAAAGGACAGUCCGUUAUCCAUAUCGUUCCUCAACCAUGACAUUCUUACUAUAUCAUCGGCAGAAAUCCAACUUGAGACUCUGGAUCUCAUUACAUGCAUGUUCACGACGAAUGAGCUUUUCGCAUCAUCCAAAGCUGGCACUGUCAAAUUUCUUCACUCACUGUCCAGCUGUAAACCAGGUGCUUUACUACUCAUAGUAGAAAGUGCAGGUUCAUACUCGGAAAUCCAAAUUGGCAGCAAAACCUUCCCGGUGCAGUUCCUCAUCGAUCACACUCUGACCAGUAAUAAGAACUGGGCCAUCAUAGACUCCGAAGAUUCUCGCUGGUAUCGGGUUCCUGACGGACUCAAGUAUCCUCUUAAGCUCGAGAACAUGAGAUUCUUCUUCAAGCUCUAUAGACGACUAUAA